Messenger RNA from Salvia hispanica, 1643 nucleotides. Its product is annotated as cytochrome P450 CYP72A219-like. Gene Ontology annotation, molecular function: iron ion binding; heme binding; monooxygenase activity. Lineage: Eukaryota; Viridiplantae; Streptophyta; Magnoliopsida; Lamiales; Lamiaceae. The record is from RefSeq and is a predicted model, not a curated record.
AUGGGUGAUUUCACAUGUUCAUUGGCAAUCUCUUGUGCAAUUCUUGCUCUAGUAUAUGUCACCUCCAAAUUCUUGAAUUGGAUAUGGAUUAGGCCAAAGAAGCUGGAGAAAUUCCUGAGACAGCAAGGUUUCCAUGGAAAUUCUUACAAUCUUUUCCAUGGAGACUUAGCAGAAAUGAAGGCGGCUACGAGAGAAGCCCUGUCCAUACCCAUCAACUUCUCCAAUGAUAUUUUUCCUAGAGUCAGUCCCUUCUACCACAAAGCUUUACAAAAAUACGGUGAGAAUUGCUUUGUCUGGAUUGGGCCAAGACCCGUAGUCUUAAUAUCCGAUCCUGAGAUAUUUCGAGAGAUCAUGUCGAAGAAUUAUGUUUUUCCGAAGCCUCAUGGCAGACCGGUUAAACGACUGAUUGCAAGAGGGUUGGCCUCGCUUGAGGCCGACAAAUGGAGCAAGCACCGAAAGCUCAUUAAUCCGGCGUUCCAUGUCGACAAAUUGAAGCAUAUGGUUCCAUCUUUCUACUUGAGCUGUGGUGAAAUGUUGAGCAAAUGGGAUGAGAUUGUGGGAAAUGAAGGAGGUCGUGAAGUGGAUGUGUGGCCUCAUCUUCAGACAAUGACGAGUGAUGUGAUUUCAAGAACUGCGUUCGGGAGUAGCUACGAGGAAGGGAGGAAGAUAUCGCGUCUGCAAAGCGAGCAAACGAAGCGUACCGUGGGAGAGGAUCGAUCUAUCCACAUCCCGGGAUACAGGUUUUUACCCACUAAAGGAAAUAGGAAGAUGAAACAAAAUAUGAAGGAAAUCGAAUCAUUAGUGCUAGCAAUCAUCAACAAAAGAAAAUCCGGAGAAGAGGAUCACCAUGACUUAUUGGGAUUACUAUUGCAAUCCAAUUCAAACGAAAUAAAACAACAAGGAAAAGAGUUCGGAAUGAGCAUCGACGAAGUCAUAGAAGAGUGCAAACUCUUCUACUUUGCCGGCCAGGAUACCACUGCGAUCCUGCUGGCAUGGACAAUGAUCCUUUUAAGCAACCACGACGAUUGGCAAGCCCGUGCAAGAGACGAGGUUCUUCAAGCCUUCGGGAGAGGCAAACCAGACUAUAAACAACUAAACAACCUCAAAAUUGUGAGCAUGAUCUUGCACGAGGUGCUAAGGCUGUAUCCACCGGCAGCGAUGAUAACUCGUUGCGUUCAAGAGGAGAUCACGGUGGGGAGGAAGGUGAGGCUUCCGGCCGGAGUGGAGUUUAUGUUUCCGUUGAUUAUAUUGCAUCAGGACCGCAGAAUAUGGGGCGAUGAUGCGAAGGAGUUCAAGCCGGAGAGGUUUGGGGAUGGCGUGCCAAAUGGGGCGUAUUUUCCCUUCGGGUGGGGCCCGAGGAUAUGCAUUGGAAAGAACUUCGCUAUGUUGGAAGCUAAGAUGGCGAUCGCGAUGAUUCUGCAGCGUUAUUCGUUCCAGUUGUCGCCUUCUUACUCGCAUGCGCCUCGUAUGCUCAUCACCCUGCAACCUCAACAUGGCGCGCACUUGAUUCUUACGAAAUUAGAACGUUAGACAAAAACUUGUGUCAUGAGCUCUUUCUCCGAAGAUCAUUCUUCGCGAAAAAGUUAUUAUUGUUGUGUGAUACCUUAUGGUCUGAAACAAUAUAUUUUGGUCAAUAUUUAACG